Dermatophagoides pteronyssinus (European house dust mite) is the source of this 2745-nucleotide messenger RNA. RefSeq lists its product as uncharacterized. Gene Ontology annotation, cellular component: Golgi apparatus. The record is from RefSeq and is a predicted model, not a curated record. Gene Ontology annotation, biological process: protein phosphorylation. Lineage: Eukaryota; Metazoa; Arthropoda; Arachnida; Sarcoptiformes; Pyroglyphidae. Gene Ontology annotation, molecular function: protein serine/threonine kinase activity.
AACGCCCAAACAAUCAAUAUUGUAAAUGCACCAAUGUAUUUUUGUUGUUUUCUACGUCGAAUGCGUUUGAAAGAACGUAUUCUAGUAUUAUUGAUCGGUGUAACAUGUUGUCUUGUUUGUACAUUUUUGGUAUUGACAACAAAUUCACAGAUCAAUAAUGAUCUGACCAACAAUAAUAAUGAUGAUCAACUUAUUAGUCCAGCAGCAGCUGUAUCGAAUUAUGAUGUUGGUGGUGGUGAUCCCGAUCUAUCAAGAUCAUCACAACAAUUAGGACAUAAUAAUUUUAAUGUAGCUUUUGUAAAUAAUAACGAAAUAGCAUCUGUAAAUGGUCCAUCAUCAUUAUCGUCGUCGUCUGCAAGAUUAAUCAAUGUCGAAUCAUCGAUAAAGACGAUUACAGCAACUUCAAAAUCUCCAUAUUUAUCAUCAUCAUCAUUGCAAACAGAUGAUAAAAUGACGAUAGGAAAAAGUAAAAAUCGAAAACGAUUUCUUCAUCAAAAACAACAACGACAAAAAACCGAAUCACCACAAAAACAACAAUCGUCUAGUAAUAGUUUAUAUCCGCUUAAUGAAAAAAUUAUUGUUAGUAAAAAGUAUUGGAAAAAUAAAUGGCGACAACAAUUGGCAGUUGUCGAACAGAAUAUUGAGAAUCUAAAUGAUAGUGAAGAUGUUCCGAUAAAUUCAAAUGAUGGUGGAAGUAGAAAAUUCAUGACUACAAGUCAAUUAGCUGCAGCCGCUGUUAAUAAUGAUGGUGGUACUAUCAUACAACCAACAACAAAUACAUUCUAUGAUGAUGGUGAAGAUGUCAUCGAUGGUGACAAUAAUCGUAUGACAGGAGGUGGUGGUAUUGCCACUGGUGAUGGUAUCACUGUUACUAAAUUAAUCAAUUCAAAAGCCAAUCGUUAUAAUGUUGAUAAUUCACCCAAUAAUAUUGAUGGAGUUGGUGGCGGUGGGGAUCUAAGUCAUGAUGUAUUGAGUAAAAGUGAUGUAACAGCAGCAGCAGGAACUAUCAUCAAACAUGAUGAUAAUCGACAACAACAACAACAUCAAACAAAAUCAAUGAUAAGUAGUAAUAAUAAAUCACGAAUUGUUGAUAUGACAGCUAGUCAUAAUCAACAACAAAAUGAUCGAUCAGAUAAUCGAUUAAUAUCAAAAACAACUGAUGAUCAUCAUCAUCAAAAAAAUGAGCUUUUUGAAUCGGUGAAACAAUUUACCCAUUUAAAACAUCAACAACAACAACAACAAGAUAGACAACAAACGUCUAAUAAUAGUUUAUUAGAAAAUAGAAUAUCAUCAAUUCAACAACAACAAUCACAAAUAAAAGAUAGAUUUAUUGAUCUUCAACAGAUGCUUCGUUAUGUAAUGGAAGAACAAUGGAAUCUUACUGAACAAAAACGACGACAUGAACAAUUUAAUUUACCCGAUAUAAUGAUCAAUAACAACAACAAAAAUAAUAAUAAUGAUGAUUAUAAUAUGAUGGCAAACGAUGACAAUGACCGUGAUGAUGAUAAUAGAAAAAUUAAUCGAUUGAUUCCAACAACAACAACAAAUGCUAUUACCUUGAACAAUUUGGAUUCAUCACAACGAUCAUCAUCAUCAUCGAAUCAUACAUCUUGGGAAGAAUUUUAUAUGGAUAUUACUGAACGUGAAUUAUAUCCAAUUGAUAGUCAACCAUUACAACGAUUAUUACACGAUAUGGAAACAUUGGACAUUGUUCAUGUUGCACAAAAAGAAGGUGGUACACAAUUGAAAUUAAUCAUCAACUAUGACAAUGGAGGAAAAGCUUUGUUUAAACCAAUGAGAUUUUCACGUGAUAAAGAAACUGAUCCAAAUCAUUUUUAUUUUACCGAUUAUGAACGACAUAAUGCCGAGAUUGCAGCAUAUCAUCUGGAUAGGAUAUUAGGAUUUCGUCGUACACCACCGGUUAUUGGUCGUGUAUUGAAUAUAACAUCGGAAAUAUAUGCAAUCGCUGAUGAUGAUCUCAUCAAAACAUUUUUCAUUUCACCAGCCAAUAAUUUGUGUUUUCAUGGCAAAUGUGGCUAUUACUGUGAUACUGCACAUGCAAUCUGUGGCAAUCCUGAUACUGUUGAAGGAAGUUUUGCUGCAUUUUUACCAUCCAAAAGUAUUGCUCCAAGAAAGGUUUAUAGACACCCAUAUAGACGUUCAUAUCAUAAACGUCGUAGAGCAACAUGGGAAAAUGAUCCCGAUUACUGUGAUAAAUAUGUACGACACGCACCACCAUAUAAUCAUGGUCGUCGUCUUGCCGAUCUAAUGGAUAUGGCUGUUUUAGAUUUUCUAAUUGGUAAUAUGGAUAGACAUCAUUAUGAAACAUUCAAGUCAUUGGGCAAUCAUUCAUUCAUAAUUCAUCUAGAUCAUGGUAGAGGAUUUGGUAAAGCACAUCAUGAUGAAAUAUCAAUAUUGGCGCCCAUUAUACAAUGUUGUAUGAUACGUAAUAGCACAUUACAACGAUUGAUCGAUUUACACAAUGGCCAAAUACCAUUAAGUGAGCUAAUGAAUAAAUCAAUGAAUGUCGAUCCCGUAUCACCAAUAUUAACUAAUGAUCACUUGUUGGCAUUGGAUCGUCGAUUACCAAUUAUAUUGAAUGUUGUACGUGAAUGUACACGUAAACGUCCGUUUCAAGAUGUAAUCGUUACGGAUGGCUAUUGAUACUAUUAUUUAUUUAUUUAAUUUUGUGAGGAGAAAAAAAAGGAUAAAAUGAAGAUUCAUUCAAAUAUAAAUCAUGAUUUU